Molecule: messenger RNA, 1049 nt
Organism: Paraphaeosphaeria sporulosa
Lineage: Eukaryota; Fungi; Ascomycota; Dothideomycetes; Pleosporales; Didymosphaeriaceae
Product: Cloroperoxidase
Exons: 4
Coding region: 86-970 (294 amino acids)
Molecular function (GO): peroxidase activity
Source: RefSeq, a predicted model, not a curated record
CGAUUGACCUUGCAGACUAAAACUUUAACCUCUAAUUCACCGCGCAGAUACCAUACCAUAAUAAUUUCUUAGUAGUUCGAGCAUCAUGUUCUCGCGACUCUUCGGCAAGCGAACGAAGUCCUCCGCGGAGGAGAAACAGCAGCCUCAAACAACAGCGACGCAUACCGUCGAGGUAAAAUGGGAUAAUUGGUCGCGCCCAGGAGAAAAAGAUGUCCGCUCCCCCUGCCCAGCUAUCAACUCACUUGCAAACCACAACAUCUUGCCGCACAGCGGUAAAAACAUCACCAAAGCCAUGGCCGUCGAAGCCCUCACCAAAGCUUUCAACAUCGAUCCCAAGAUCGCAAAUGUCUUCGCGGCCUCCGGCAUCUUCGCGAACCCACACCACGAUGCAACCACCUUUGAUCUGAACAUGGUGACCAAGCACAACUACAUCGAGCACGACGCCUCGCUGUCCCGCGACGACGCUGCCUUUGGCGGCGGCGAAAAGUUCGACCAGGCUGCGUUUGACAUGGUGCUGAAGACGUACCGCGAGGCGCAUCCGGGGAAGAGCGACGAGGACAUUGCGACGGACUGGGUUACGGCGGGGCAUGCGCGGUGGGCCCGGGUGCUGGCGAGUAAGGAGAAACAUGACGUCGCGGAGAAGACAUGGAUCUACGGAAUUAAGGAGGCGAUUAUGAGUUAUGGGGAGACGUCGUUGUAUCUGAACUUGCUGGGGAAGGAUGGCGUUGCGCCGUUGAAAUGGGUCAGGAUCUUCUUUGAACAGGAACGGCUACCUUAUGCAGAGGGGUGGAGACCGCCCGUGAAAUUCGACCAGGCUGAUCUAAAUCAUGGGUACGCGGAGAUGAUGAAGGGUGGGGAGCAUGGGGCUGAGGAGGCCAAGUUGGUUGGGAUAGGCACGCUGGUAGGACUGAAGGCGGCGAUUUUGAGUCUGGGGGCCGGAUUUAUCAAAGCACCAACGGCGCACUCGUAGAGCCGGGCGAGUAACGUGUUGUCCUGGAAUGGCUUCCUGGAUCGCUGCUACUGCAUUUGCGAUAUACCAAGUACAAUCA